This is a messenger RNA of Cucurbita moschata (crookneck pumpkin), 1037 nucleotides long. RefSeq names its product ER lumen protein-retaining receptor-like. The coding region runs from base 218 to 865 and encodes 215 amino acids. Lineage: Eukaryota; Viridiplantae; Streptophyta; Magnoliopsida; Cucurbitales; Cucurbitaceae. The record is from RefSeq and is a predicted model, not a curated record. Gene Ontology annotation, biological process: endoplasmic reticulum to Golgi vesicle-mediated transport; protein retention in ER lumen. Gene Ontology annotation, molecular function: ER lumen protein retrieval receptor activity. Gene Ontology annotation, cellular component: membrane; endoplasmic reticulum; cis-Golgi network. The transcript is spliced from 6 exons.
AAACAGCAAAAUAUUGAUACGACGGCCGGAAAACAGAGGCCUGAAUCCAAAUCGUAUAUGAAAAACGAGUGCAAUUCUCUUCGGGUAAGUUUCAUUUUAAAAUACGAAGAUUUCUGUAUUUCUAUUUGUUUGAUAAUCAAUUAGGGCUCGGGGAAUUUGCGAGAUCGAUCUUCCGACGUUAGAAUUUUCGUAGCGGGAAAUUUAGAAGUUGAAGAAGAUGAAUAUCUUCAGAUUGGCUGGGGAUAUGACUCAUUUGGCUAGCAUUUUGGUUUUGCUCCUCAAAAUUCAUACUAUCAAGUCUUGUGCAGGCAUUUCUUUGAGGACUCAAGAACUUUACGCCUUGGUUUUCAUUACUCGAUAUUUGGACAUAUUUGACGGAUUUUCAUCAAUAUACAAUUCUAUAAUGAAAUUAAUAUUCCUGGGGAGUUCUCUCUCCAUUGUUUGGUACAUGCGACGACACAAAGUCGUGCGUAGAUCAUACGACAAGGACCAGGACACAUUUUGCAAUCAAUAUAUUGUGUUGCCUUGUCUACUGUUGGCACUGGUUUUUAAUCAUAAGUUUACGUUUAAAGAGGUUAUGUGGACGUUUUCCCUAUAUCUCGAAGCUGUUGCCAUUCUUCCUCAAUUGGUGUUGCUACAAAGGACAAGGAAUAUCGACAACUUAACGGGACAAUACGUCUUCCUUCUCGGCUCGUACCGUGCAUUGUACAUAUUGAAUUGGGUCUACCGCUACUUCACCGAGCCAAGAUUCGUUCGUUGGACAACUUGGAUAGCUGGUUUCGUGCAAACGUUGCUGUAUGCGGAUUUCUUCUACUACUAUAUCGUAAGCUGGAAGAACAACGUGAAGCUUGAGUUACCAGCUUAGCUUUAGAGUUGUGUGUAUAAAAUAAAAGCUUUGGUAGAAGGGACGCAACAGUUGAUGACCUGAGUUGAGUGCACAUUUAUGUUCCAUUCGUUUCGCAAAAUAGGGAUUUUAUUUAAAUUAGAAGACUUAGCCCUAUAGAAGAGACAUCUGCUUCCUUGGCUUUCGCUUUCAA